Trichobilharzia regenti is the source of this 3445-nucleotide messenger RNA. Lineage: Eukaryota; Metazoa; Platyhelminthes; Trematoda; Strigeidida; Schistosomatidae. The record is from the annotation of a GenBank genome assembly.
GCACCACAUCAUUACCACAGGACAACCUGUGACAUCUAAAGCACGACGAUUAGCUCCUGACAAACUGAGAAUCGCCAGGAAUGAAUUUGACCAUAUGCUUAGCCUUGGCAUCAUUCGACCUUCGAAUAGCCCAUGGGCAUCCCCACUUCAUAUGGUUCCGAAAAAGGAUAGCAACGAUUGGCGACCCACCGGUGAUUACCGGCGAGUGAAUGCCAAAACAACCCCUGAUUGCUACCCGUUGCCUCAUAUACACGACUUGACGGCAACCUUAUCCGGCGCGACUAUAUUCUCCAAAAUCGACUUGGUUAAAGCGUAUAACCAAAUCCCGAUGGCAACAGAAGAUAUCCCGAAAACGGCUAUCAUUACGCCUUUCGGACUUUUUGAAUUUCUACGUAUGCCAUUCGGUCUCCGGAAUGCAGCCCAAACAUUCCAACGCUUCAUUGACGAAGUAUUUCGCGGUCUCGACUUUGUAUACGCAUACUUAGACGACUGCCUCAUUGCCAGUCCAGACAAGGAAACUCACCUUAGGCACUUGGACUUGGCAUUUGACAGGUUACGCCAACAUGGUGUUACCAUUAAUAUUCAAAAAUGUCAAAUCGGUGUUGACUCACUCGACUUUCUGGGUCACACUAUUGACUGCAAGGGCAUUCGCCCACUGGCUACUAAGGUCGAGGCUAUACUGAACUUUCCAGAGCCACAGACGGUGAAAAGUCUCCGCACUUUUAACGGCUUAGUAAGUUAUUAUCGACGCUUUAUUCCCAACUGUGCCUCUUUGAUUCAGCCAUUGACAGACCUCCUUCGAGGGAAUAACAAGUCCAUAGAACUUGACGCGUCUGCUCGAAAUGCUUUUACCCAGAUUAAAAAAGCUAUUGCGAAUGCCACACUUCUGAUGUAUCAGGAUCCAACGGCACCGUUAAGUAUCUCGGUUGAUGCAUCAAACACUGCAAUCGGCGCAGUUCUACAACAGCUAGUUGACAAUGAGUGGCAACCACUUGCCUUUUUCUCCCGGCGCCUUCAAUUAGCUGAAACGAAGUACAGCACAUUCGGCAGAGAACUUCUGGCUAUGUACUGUGCUAUACGACAUUUUAGACAUUCGGUAGAGGGUCGUGAAUUUAUAAUUUUUACGGAUCACAAACCUCUGACGUACUCUCUGAACUCACCUUCAGAUAAGUAUUCACCCAGGGAAUCACGACAACUGGAUUACGUCUCACAGUUUACAUCAGAUAUUCGCCAUGUAUCCGGAGUAAACAACACUGUGGCAGAUGCCUUGUCGCGCGUUUGUUCUUUCACCCAAAUCGACGGCAUAGACCUAGUAAAACUGGCUCGUCUUCAAAAAGAAGAUGCCGAACUUCAACAUGAGUUGUCGAAAACAACUCUACAAUUAGCUGAGAAACCCUUAGGUAUGGGAAGAGAUACUAUUCUGUGCGACAUUUCCACGAGUACUCCUCGCCCCAUCGUGCCUAAAAGUUAUCGCCGUAACGUCUUCAAUACGUUGCAUGGCUUAUCUCACCCAGGUAUUCGCACUACUGUCAAGCUCGUAACUAGUCGGUUUUGUUGGCCUGGCAUUAAUAAAGAAGUAAGGGAAUGGGCACAAACGUGCUUAGCUUGUCAAAAGUGCAAGGUGAUAAGACACACCAAAAGCCCACUUGGCACCUUUCUUCUCCCUGACGCUCGUUUCGAACACGUCCAUAUAGAUUUGGUUGGUCCCCUUCCUGAAUCACAUGGAUAUGCCUAUAUUUUAACUUGCAUCGAUCGAUUUACACGAUGGCCGGAAGCAGUACCCAUCAAGGACGUAUCUGCUGAAACAGUCGCACGCGUCUUCGUAGAAAGAUGGAUUGCUAACUUUGGAUGCCCAUCUUCCAUAACAACUGAUCGCGGGCGGCAAUUCGAAAGUGGCUUAUUCUUUGCCCUGACUAAAAUAUUAGGUUGCAUGCGAUUUCGAACAACAGCCUACCAUCCUCAAGCUAAUGGUAUGGUAGAACGUCUACACAGACAGCUGAAAGCUGGUCUGUCAGCUGCAAACACCACCCAUUGGACUGAAUCCCUCCGUUAGUUCUCCUAGGGAUACGAAACGCCUUGAAAACCGAUGCUGGUUGUACUAGCGCCGAGCUAGUAUAUGGCACGACACUGCGACUGCCUGGUGAAUUUGUUUCUCCCUCGAGCUUCCCACCAGUGGUAGAUCACGCUUCAUACGUCAGCAGGCUUACAAACGCAAUGCGUUCAGUUAAACCUGCUCCCCUUCGUCCACAGUCCAUUGAUGUUUUCGUUCAUCCGUGUUUGAAAACUUCUUCACAUGUAUUUGUUCGUCGCGACUCUGUGCGCAGACCCCUGGAACCCCCAUAUGACGGACCUUAUAAGGUUAUUAAACGUUCUGAUAAAUUCUUUGUCUUGGACAAAAACGGCCGCGAGGACACCGUCAGCAUUGACCGUCUGAAACCGGCUUACUUGGAGGGUAAUCCUAUUAGCAUAGAGCUGAACGUACCCCAAAAUCCACAAGUAACAGAAGAUCGUGUAGACAUCGAUGAAGUCGCUAGCACAGCGACAGCUACCGAACCUUCUAUCGAGCCUCUCAAGAAAACCCGUUCUGGACGCACCGUAAGGUUCCCAGAAUAUCUGCACACUUAUUUGACUUAACGAAGUCGUGUGAUUCACGCAACUCACUCGUUCGUGGUACUAUUUUUUUUUGACGUAUAAAUUUUUUUAUAUACAGUACCACCAAACACAAAAAAUUUUUUUUUCAACAGUUCAUGUAACAUACACAAAAAAAUUAAUUAUAUGUAUUUUUUUUCGAUGUUCUGAACUUAGCAUUAUUUUACUGUAUAGUAAAUGCACAUAAUUUUUUUUAACCAAAAAGGUCAUUUCGUACAUUUUCCUCGACAUGGUUCUUAGCGUUCUUGUUUUCUUUUCCAGGUGCGACGGGCACUGGACGGGAAACAAACGAAGCACGGAAUCCAACGAACAACACCAGGAAGCUAUGUACAAACACCCUAUUAGCAUAGGCAGACAAACCAGUAGGCAUACGACCAAGCCGCUCGGAAGAUUUUUUUCACCCGAAAGGGAACCAUCGAGUUUUUUUUACUUCCGGCUGGUUCUGUCUUAGGGUCCUCACGACCCCACUAGGGGGGAGUGAGCUGUAGCGGUAAAUAAUUCCCCAAAAUUAUUGACCACAGCAAUCACGCAUUGGAUGCUGACCACCACUGUUUAAGUCGACUUGUUUAGCUGAAGGCUUCCGGUCAAGCAUCCCCGCCAUUUGGUACCUCGUCGUGUCACGUGCACGAUCACUAGCUAGCUAAGCGUUCGUCUAACGGCUGGUUUUGGUUCGUAAAUACAUUUCUUCGUUUGGACGACCAAUUGUUGGCUUUUGCUUUGUCUUUGGUACGCGAGAAUAAAUUAAUUAGAAGUUGUUGAACGAGAUAUCACGUCAAACCUUUAAUAUCCGUCAACC